GAAACCGGUACGGAGACAUUAAGAGGAUCGCUGCUGGUUGAUGCCUGAUACCCUUGCAUGCCUGGCGCCUUUCUCCAAGCUUCUCCAUUGGCGGCGGUCUUUUCGCCAAUGUCGCGUUGUGUUUGCGACAUCUUUGAUUCUGCCUUGCCUUGCCUUGCCUUGCCUUGUUUAUUCCUCCCUCUUGCAGGAACCGACAGACCCAUCUGCAACCAAAGCAAAGUACAUCACCCUCACUCAGCUCGAGCACCAUCUACCGUUCACUCACCGUCACCAAUCGCGGCGGUACACCUUCACUACACACCACACGUACACGCUGUCCAUUCUGCCCUGCCUGACCUCAGGUAUCUCGACAGCAACGCGCGCGCGUCACAUCACUUCGCAUUGUAUUGUAUCGCAUCACAUCACAGCACACCACAGCACCAGCAGCAGCUACACGCAACCACCAGCAGCGCAUCACGCCGCCGCACUGCAUAUUCUGAGCUGCGAACCAAGUCGUUUUCCACCAUUCCCUCUCGGAUCACCCGAGUUGUCAAUUAUGGGUAAGUCUCCGUCGGGUCUCUUUUGUCUCUAUCUCCAUCGCCGCUCGCCUUGUCUCGUUCCUCCCCUCCCUCCAGAUGGUCUUUCCCGUCAUGCUCGCGCGUCCAGCUUCCUCCUAUAUCGCUUCUGCUCCUGCACCAGCUUCGGGUCUGCCUUCACAUUGCUUGCCAUUGUCGGCGCUGUUGCCAUCACAAGCAUCCCCCGCAGCACCGUAACUUCAGGCGUCACCUUGGUUGCCUUACCUCCCAUUCCCUUGCCUUCUUGAGUGUACUUGCUUUCCGGUUCCUCGUCACUGUAUGGUUCCUCCCCAUACAAUGUACAUGUUCACCCUGAAACACCAUCCCCCUUCUUUCUUUCUAUGCCAACCCUGCUCUCGCGACGCUGAAGCCGCAGCCAUGCUUGGGUGUCUAGAGCACUCUGCCCUUUCCCCCUAUACCUUUCAGUUUGUCAGGUUGAAGUGAGGCAAUCAUCUUUCGAUGGGACGGCGAGGCUCUGACGAACACUC
Colletotrichum navitas is the source of this 1042-nucleotide messenger RNA. RefSeq lists its product as uncharacterized. Lineage: Eukaryota; Fungi; Ascomycota; Sordariomycetes; Glomerellales; Glomerellaceae. Bases 41 to 802 code for a protein of 253 amino acids. The transcript is spliced from 3 exons. The record is from RefSeq and is a predicted model, not a curated record.